AUGGAUGUGAAGUCAGCAUUCCUGAAUGGACCUAUAGAAGAAGAAGUUUAUGUUGCACAGCCACCUGGUUAUGAAGUGAAAGGUCAAGAGUUUAAAGUGUACAAGCUUAAAAAGAAAGAUGCUGCAAAGGGAAUAAUUGUAAUCUGUCUAUAUGUAGAUGAUUUGCUUAUCACAAGAAGCAAUGAAUCAUACAUUAGUGAAUUCAAGGGUGACUUAAGGAAGGAGUUUGAAAUGACAGAUUUAGGCCUUAUGACAUAUUUUCUGGGCAUUGAGUUUCUGACAAAUGAGCAAGGAAUCUUAAUGCAUCAAACCAGAUAUGCAUCAGAGAUCUUAAAGAAAUUUGAGAUGGACAAAUGCAAUGUUGCAUUGUCACCUGCUGAACCAAGGUCACAGUUGACAAAGUGUACAAAAGAAGAGGAUGUAGACCCUACAUUCUAUAGAAAACAGAUUGGUUCUCUAAGAUAUUUGUGCAACACAAGGCCUGAUUUGGCUUACAGUGUUGGAAUUGUUAGCAGGUUCAUGGAAAAGCCUAAAAGCUCACACCUAAUAGCAGUAAAGAGGAUACUUAGGUAUGUGAAAGGUACCAUAAACUAUGGUAUUAUGUUCCCUGCAAGUCACAGAAAGAAAGAAUGCGAACUAAUUGGCUAUACAGAUUCAAAUUGGUGUGGUGAUCAUGAAGAUAGAAAAUCAACUGCUGGUUAUAUGUUUUUCUAUGGUGGAGCACCAAUUUCAUGGUGUUCUAAGAAGAAACCUGUGGUAGCCCUAUCCUCCUAUGAAGCAGAGUAUAUUGCAGCAUCACUCAGCACUUGUCAGGCUAUUUGGCUGAAAAAUUUGAUUGAAGAGAUAAGCAAGGACAAGUGUGAAACAGUUACUUUGAAGAUUGAUAAUGUGUCUGCUAUAAACCUUGCAAAGAACCCUAUUGCUCAUGGCAGGAGCAAGCAUAUAGAGUUAAGGUUCCAUUACUUAAGAGAGCAAGUAAACAAUGGCAACCUGGCUCUGAUAGAUUGCAGAAGUGAAGAACAAGUUGCAGACUUGUUGACCAAGGCAGUGACAGUCCAAGUGUUUGAAAAAUUGAGAAGUGAAAUGGGAAUUGAGACAGUGGACAAUAUGAAUUAA
Molecule: messenger RNA, 1116 nt
Organism: Trifolium pratense (red clover)
Lineage: Eukaryota; Viridiplantae; Streptophyta; Magnoliopsida; Fabales; Fabaceae
Exons: 2
Coding region: 1-1116 (371 amino acids)
Source: RefSeq, a predicted model, not a curated record